AUGAAAGCUGAAAACGAUAGACGAAUUGUCAUUGUAGCUCAUCUUGAUGAUGAACAAUGUGUUGAAUCAACAAAUGAAAAAUUUAAUGAACUAAAAAUUCGUUUUAAUAAACAUUUAAAAACUAUUCCUGAAUUAUAUUCACAAGAUGAUGAUCAUGAUUCAGAAUAUAUUGAUGGUUUUCGAAUGAAAUGUCGUUUUAUUAAAUCGAAUCAUAUGUUAUUAUUUACUAACGAACAAGAUCGUCUUAUUGAAAUAACUGAAGCAACACGACGUCAAUCGUAUAUUGAUGUUCAUAAACAUUAUCGCAUCGAUUUAUUUGAUUUAUAUAUUUUAUCGAUUCGUUUAAUUCAUAAAUCAAUGUCUUUAAAUGAUUGGUGGAUAGCUUAUAAGACUUUUGUAACAACAUCGAAUAUUAAUAGUAAAGAAAAACAAAUUCAAUUACUUUGUGCGCCUGCUUUUAAUUUACCUUUACCGAAACAGAUAGCACUUCAAUCAGCUUCUUUAAUAGAAUUUUAUGAAAUGUUCAAAACAACUAUAUUUUCAAUUUAUCGACCAUCAACAUCAAAUUUAUUCUCAACUAUAAGUUAUAUUACUCCAGCUAUACAAUUAUCAUUUCGACCAAAAAUUCUUCAAUGGUUUGAUAAAAGAAUCCAAAAUCAUCAACGUUUAAAAGAUCUUUUAAAUAAUAAUUGUUUAUGUUUAGUUGCUUGUGGAUCUAAAAAGACAUCAUUUCAAUAUGAUUUUUCUCUUAUUGAAUAUCAUAUUAUGAAUCAGUUUAAUGCAAGUGAAUAUCAAUUAAAUAUACUUGUUAAAAAAUUUGCUAUGAAAUAUUUACAUUGUUCAUUAGAUAAUUAUUUUCUUCGUACAACAAUUUUAUGGAUAUGUGAAAUACAUGAUCUUGAAAAUUAUCAUAAUAUAUUUGAAGUUUGGAUAUCAUAUAUGCGUGAUGUAUGUCGAAAACGUUAUUUAGCACAUUAUUUUAUUGAAAAUAUUAAUAUAUAUGAAAAACAUUCUGGUUUAGAAGAUAUAAUCAAUACAAUUGAUUAUAAAAAUAUUGAUCUAGUGAUUGAAAAACUUGAAGAAAAUCUUAUUUUUCCCUAUUUUCAUCAAUAUAAUGUUCGUCUGAAAAUGUUAGUAAAAUUUAUUGAAUCUCAACCUGUUUUAGCUUUUAAAAUGAAAAUAAUUUAUAAUGUUAUUGUUAAAUCAAAAUUUCUUAAUGCUAAUAAUUCAUUACAUGAAAUAUGUAGUAUACUUUGUCAUUUAUCAUUAUUAGAAGAUACAGAUCAAGAUAAUAUAAUUAAUUUUUGGUAUCAACAAUGGAAACCAUUAUUUAUAGAUUUUGAUCGAGAUGAUAUUGUUCUUCAACAAUCAACAAUCGAUUAUCCACCAGAUCAAUUAGCACAACAUAUGACAACAAGUGUAUUUAAACUUAUUCAAAUAGAUUUAAAUCAAAUGAUUAAUUCAAUAGAAUCGAAUAUGUAA
Messenger RNA from Rotaria sp. Silwood1, 1482 nucleotides. The record is from the annotation of a GenBank genome assembly. Lineage: Eukaryota; Metazoa; Rotifera; Eurotatoria; Philodinida; Philodinidae.